CAUCCUUGUCCGGAAGACCAACCCUAGUCGUGCAGGAACGUGAUAGAGUUGACUAUUGAUGGUGCCGAUACUUCGAGGGAAGAGAAUGAUUACUGGCAGAUAUACACCUUGACCAACCCUUGAUAUAUCUCUACUGCUGGUAACAGCAUCACUGUUGUCCUUCGUUGACGAAAGCAUUGACAAUCUCUGUUCCAAGAUGGCCAACUCUGACAAUGCGAGCCGAUUUUCUCCCAUCACACCCGAUGACCAUGGAGGCUCUGUUUGGAUAGCUGCCUCCCUAUGCCUCAUCUACUCGGUCAUUACUUUUGGGCUGAGAGCACACUUACGACGAAAGACGCAUGGGCUGGAUGACUACCUGGCUUUUGCAGCUACAGUCAUCCAGCUUGGAGAGGUCACAGCGAUCAUGGUCGGACUCCACCAUGGACUGGGCCAAACGCAAGACUUACUUCGUCAAAGUGAAGUAGAACAGGCCAGCCGAGCUGCUUUCGCGGGCGAAAUCAUGUUCCUCCUGGCCCUUGCGGCUGCUAAAGCCUCUACUUUGUAUCUGAUGAUGAGGCUUUUCAAUUUGAAUGGCCCGAAAGCGACCUUUGAAGGACAGUCAAAAAUAUUCUACUGGUGUACCCUUGGGUUCCUCACAGCCGUAGGCUUAUGGGGCAUUCUCUCGGUGGUAGCAAUAUCUGUCGACUGCUCGAUUGCCGACUUUAUCAGAGGCAAUGCGUCUCAGUGUUCACACCAGUUCUUGCGGUGGCAGCUCAUCACAGCCUUCGAUGUAGCGACUGAAUGCCUUUUGAUCCUCCUCGCCAUUGCGAUCGUUGUACCUGUACACAUUUCCUUUGCACUAAAAUGUCAGGUGGUUUUCGCCUUUUCCUUUCGUUUGCCCCUGGUCGCACUCUCAAUCCUCCACCUCAAGUACAUCUCCGACUACACCACGUCCCGCAAUCCUGGGCUUGCCCUCGUAUAUGCGCUUGUUCUGCAGCAAGUCCAACUCUGCUGGUCGCUGAUAUCGGCAACGGUACCAAAUCUCAAGUCGUUUGUCAAGAGUUUCAGCAGCGGCUUCGGCAUCCAGCUGGAUCCUUCGAGCACACAAGAAUAUGGCUCAGGUGGUCGCUCUCAUCGGCCGUCCGGGUACGAACUCGGUUCCGUUGGCAAAGGCAAUUCGCAAAACCGUUCGGCCGAUCGCUCUACUCGUGACGCUGCUGGGGAACAGGCACCUUUUGCACAAGACAUGCACCAUGGUAGCAAAACGAGGGACCAAGAGUCGAUUGAAAGGACAGGUAGUCAAGAUCAUAUAAUCCGAAAGGAUGUUCAGUGGAACAUUCGCUAUGAGACGAAUGCAGACAGGAAUUAGAUGGAUUGGGUCUGUAUCAGGGGUGCUGACCCCGUGGCCUCAGGAAUGAUUGUGGGUUUUCGGCGUCUGAAAGAGCAAGGAUAACAUUUUGAUUGGAGGUAUACAUUGCAAUAUGAUUGUCAUGAACUGGAAUAUGACUAUGCAAGAGCGAAAGGCGAAUCAAGGAUAGAUUUGGAAGAUUUGGGGCAAAGCCGACCGUGGACCAUGUUGGUAUAGGGAAAACUUGAGCUCUACAAGGUAUCAUUUGGUGGUUGUGAUUUGUUUGGUUGUUAUGUCGUUGGUGUUGAG
Messenger RNA from Exophiala oligosperma, 1636 nucleotides. RefSeq lists its product as uncharacterized. Lineage: Eukaryota; Fungi; Ascomycota; Eurotiomycetes; Chaetothyriales; Herpotrichiellaceae. The transcript has 5 exons. The coding region runs from base 197 to 1348 and encodes 383 amino acids. The record is from RefSeq and is a predicted model, not a curated record.